GCGAGAGACAUCUCGCCCAGCCAACUCACAGUUCCUUGAUUCACCUCUAGGUUCUGUAUGUCCUGACUAUAAUUUCCAUUCCCCUCAGGCCCGCACAGAAUUCCUACGGAAGAAAGCCAGACAUCAGAACUCGCUGCCUGAGCUCGAAGCAGGAGCCCCAAGUUCUGGCCCUGUGGACCUGUUUCGGGAGCUGCUGGAGGAAGGGAAAGGGGUGACCAGAGGCAAUAAAGAGUACGAGGAAGAAAAGCAACAAGAGAAAGAAAGGCAAGAGAAAGCUCUGGGCAUCCUGACGUACCUGGGCCAGAGUGCAGCAGAGGCCCAGACGCAGCCCCCUUGGUACCAGCUCCCCCCAACAAGAGGAGACCCCUCACCUGGCCCAGGCCCAGAUGAGAAGAUCAAGAGCCGCCUGGACCCUCUGCGGGAGAUGCAGAAGCAUCUGGGGAAGAAGAGAAGGCACAGUGGUGAUGAAGGCAUUCACAGCAGAAAGGACAAGAAGGAAGGGUCUGAGAAACAGCGGCCCAAGGAAACCCCAUCCCUGGACCGGCUUCGAGCUGAACGUCUCCAGAGGGAAGCAGCUGAGAGGGCUCGGGCAGAAGCCUUGCUGGCCCGGGUCCAAGGCCGGGCACCACGAGAGGGUCAGCCGGAGAUGGAAGAGACAGAUGACCGCCUGCGGCGAUACAACUCCCAGUUCAACCCCCAGCUGGCCCGGCGCCCCCGACGACAGGACCCCCACCUUGCUCACUGACUCCUGAGGGGGUACAGGAGAGGCCGCUGCUGCCAGCCGUCAUAUAAAACUAUUUAUUCAUAAAUAUUUUCCAAAAUGAAAA
This is a messenger RNA of Microcebus murinus (gray mouse lemur), 827 nucleotides long. NCBI's taxonomy places the organism in Eukaryota, Metazoa, Chordata, Mammalia, Primates, Cheirogaleidae. The record is from RefSeq and is a predicted model, not a curated record.